UUGAACCCAGCAUGGCAAAGCUUAACGUUGUAAACACCUCGAAGUUGUAGCUAGUUAUAGUCUAUUGUUGGCUGCAUACACAGGAAAUGGAGGUUAUCAAGGAAGCAGUGCUCUACAGAGAGGUGGCAGCUACUCGGUUCUCCCUGACAAGCUUUCCCUGGAGAGAAGUGAAGCUUAGAACUGUAUCAAGCUUUAAUCAACCCCCCAAAGCUGUGAUUGCUGUCAGCAAUGCUGGGGGGUUCAGCUAUAGGGACAGUGGGGUGCUCACAUCCACCUGCAGGAAUAGAUCUAUCCUAUGGCAGUAUGACAAUGGUGCUCUCUGUCUAUUGGAGCUCUCAAUGGACUUCAACCUGGUGGGGCAUGCCCUGAGGCUGGUGUUGGAGCCCUCCUCUGCGGCGUUCCUAGGGGCAGACAUGGCCGAGGUGGACAGCUCCAGUGUGGUCCUCAUGUUCUCCACCACACUGGCUGCAUAUCGACUUGUCUUACCACAUCCCGAGGUCAUCGCUAAGGACCCAGCUCUGAGUGCUGUUGGUGAGGGUCAGGUGCCCUCAGUACUGGCCUUCUGUAGGGAGGACAGUUUUCUUGGAGCCAACAUAGCAGCAGUGUUUGGGAUUCAAGACAAGGCUGCCCCGUUGUCCAGCUGUGCUAACUUGUUGUCCAGUGAUGGAUGUGCUACCUUUGCCUACCCUUUACUCUCAGGCUCCAUCUUCACUGUCCAGCUGCCUCCUCCUGGCACCCAUGGUCUACCUGUACGCAGUGAACUGAAGGAAUCUUCUGUUAUGAACAAGCUCUGGAACAGCUUCCUGUCCGUCAAGGAGACAGAGGAUGCUCCCAUCUCGUUAGUCCUGCACUCUUUCAGUGAGGAUACGGUCAUUCUCGCUCUGUGUCGAGGUCUGCAUCUCAAAGUCUGGACAAUGGACCCGGGCCAGUGUGUACUCACUCACAAUCUAACCGACUACUUGCAAGGAGACAAAGAGUCGAACACAAAAGAGGACCAACUGGUGUUAAAGAAGGCUCCCUUUGGUACAUCUACUUCUCUUCGUUUUGCCAUGCACAUGCGAGUGGGACCGGUCUCACAGGUUUCCAUUUUCCAACUGCUUCUCGUGGAAAGCCAACUUCUCCUGCAGCCCAUCAAUACUUACAGAUGUCCACAGAGUUCAUCACUGGUUGACUUCUACCUGACCAAUACGGAGAUGUGGGGUGUGUGGCAGUGUCGUGGGAGGGAGGGGAGGGAGGAACCUGUCAUCAAGCAGGCUGUCUACGAGUGUGAGGCCCCCACUAAUUGGAGGGACGUCCCCCUCGAAGAGUCUCCACCCGACCAAGUCCUUGUGCUGCCACAGAGCAACCCGGAGGAAGUGUACUUGGACUCUCUGUUUCAUCCUGGGAGAUUCAGCAUUGCAUCCAUUUGCAAGGCUCUCGAGCUGUAUGGUGUCAGACUGAGUGAGGCAGAUAUCAGUAGAGAGGACCUCGUUGACAUGGUAACACGACAAGUGGAGGCUGAGCUGCAGCAGUUGGCCAGCUCUGAUGAGCUUCAACACGACGAGUACAGAGACUUGAGUGAGAAGUGUUGGUCCAAGUUCUACCGUUGCUGUCUGGAGUAUCACCAGCUACUCUAUCAGCCGAUGGGCCUGCAUCAAGACCCCAGUACUGGGCUGGGCAUGCUGGUUAAGAAGGGAAUGGUGUCCUUUGUGCAGCCAGUGAAACUAACCGACUAUCUGAGCAGUGGCUGUGAGCUUGGAAGCCCAGCUGUCGUGGGUAGUGAUGUUAGAACCUUUAUCCACGGAGUCAGCGAGACCAUCAGUCAGCUGAAUAAAGAUGUCCUGGACUCUUUCCUACUCGAUCUCAGAAACCAUGGAAACACACCAAUCUCCAUGGCGAUGGAAAUUGCCGCUGCUCUUCAUGAAGAUGGAGGAGAUGACUUCUUGUCGUCCAUUGUCUCCUCCGUCCCGGACCUCUCCCCUGUGCUGGACCACCUCCUCUCUGUGUUGGACCCCUCACCCUCGGAGGACAUGGAUCAGGAGACUGAGAUAGAUUCUGAUCUUCUGACUACUGUGUCACAAUUGUGCGCCAGUUCUGUUGCCACGGUGAUGUUGGGCUCGUCUCUCCAGGGGGUGUGUCAGUCUCGGCUGUGUUUGUGCAGAGAUGUGCUCAUUGUGUUGUGCUCACUGGGGCUCUCAGAGAAAACACAGGGAUUCCCGGACAUGACUCAGAGACACAUUCCAGCGUUUGCUCAGCUCCUCCAUUGCUACCACACCCUCACCUGGCUCGUCACCAGACCCACCCUCACACACACACACGGAGCAUUUGAGGUGAAUUUGAAACUACUUUCCUCUCUGGAAAUCACACCCAAGAAGGCAACCAGAAACAUGUCAGAUCGCUCCACCACUCUGGCAGAAUUGUUUGUGUCCACCUAUGGUCGUGCUGAAAUACCGUCUGCUCUGAGUGGGCGUGUCUCCUCUUUGACCACGCCCCUCCACCCACACUGGGGAGAGCUGGCCCCACUCAUCACCCGCACACUCCUCAAAGCAUUAUGGCCCAUCUCUUCAGCCUGCUGCGUUUGUGAGUUCCUGUUGGCCAACUGCCAGUACUACUACAUACAGGACUUUGUGACUGGAGUGAGGCUGUAUUCCUCUGCUGACUGGUACUCUCUGGAGUUCCUCCUAGGACAGGGUUUCCUUGGUAAUGGGGAGCUGGACAAGGCCCUCACCUGCUUCACACAGGCAGCUGCUGGAGUUGGUGACAGCUCUGAGGUGUGUCUGGAGCGUGUGUGUGGUGAGGGUGAUGGAGGGGUGAUGGUUCGCUACUACAUCAGAGUGAUGCGUCUCUUUGAGCAGUUCCCAUCUCCCAGUUACGUUAUCAAGAUUGCUGAGUCAGCAACUAGUGUGGUCAGCAAGGAUGACCCAUAUACGGCGAUCCUGUGGUCCAGCCUGUUCAAGCACCACCUGGAGCUAGGCCACGGUAGGGAGGCCUACGACGCCAUGAUGGGCAACCCAGACCCUGUCAGGAAGAGUGAAUGUUUGCGUCGACUGGUGGUCGUGUUAACAGAGCAGAGGAGACUCAAAGAGCUCUGUGAUUUCACUUACUCUGGUCUUGAGGAAGAGGUUGAGAAGGUGAUAGAGUUGCGUGCCCGCACAGUGGACGUGACAGGCCACUCCUACUACGACCUCCUCUACUGCUUCCACACCACUAGGGGUAACCACAGGAAAGCUGCCUAUGUGAUGUAUGAGCACGGCCUGAGGCUGGGUAGGGAGGCCCCAGGGCCAAAGUCACUGCACAAACAGGCUAACUGUUACUGCAUGGCCCUCAACUCUCUGAGGCUGACAGACCCCAAGUAUGCCUGGGUGGUCCGGCCAGUGGAGGCAGAGGAGAUUGCUGUUAGUGGCAGUUCAGUUUCAAGGAGAAAGAGAACACAAAAAAGCUCUAAGACGAAGGUGGUGGUGUUGACGAUGGCAGACAUAGAGAGAGAGUACUUGUUAGUGAGGGCCAAGCUGAGUCUGGUCCAGAGGGAGCCAUCACUCACCACACAGCUGGCCAAUCCGUUUGUGAGUACAGAGGAGGUCAUCUCCCUCCUGCUGCAGGUGGGACUGUUUGACAAGGCCCUCACCAUCGUGGAGCGCUUCUCUCUCUCUCUGACACCCAUCUUUGAGGCUCUGGCAUCCAAGUGUGUCCAUCUCUCUGUGAACGUGGUGUCAUUUCGAGGGACAUCCGCCAACACCACCUCCUGGGACUGGCUUGGACUCAACGAGAGCUCCACCCAUACCACAGUCAGGGAAAAUACGAUUGCAGACAAGGCAUGGAACAUGCUGCGUGCUUACCUGGAGUCACAUGAUCCCUCAGCUGGCUAUGUGCUACAAAAGUGUGUUGCUAAGAAACUACUGUCCAUGGGCUCUCAGCUGCCACAGUGGCUAGUGGACAAGUAUAAGGUGAUCAAUCCUGCUGAGUUGCUGAAGCUGUAUCUGACCUUUGACCUGCUCGAGCCGGCCACUAGAGUGGCACUGGAGUACAUUGACAGUGUGAUGGGUCACGGGAAAGAGGUCUACGGAAUCAAGACGGCGUUGCAUGCGCACCACCCGAGUGUCUGGCUACCUUACUCGGCAUUGGACCACUUGCAGCUGGCCCUGAGUAAAGCCCCACCCCGUACAAUCCUGGAACAGCUGUCAGAAGAGUUGACUACCAAGCUGAAAGAAUACCUACACCUUGUGGAGAAGACGUCCGUUACCAUGGAGCAGGAGGGGGUGCGUCGAUCGUACAUGAGCUUAGCAACUUACUGAACUAAACUAAACAUUCAUUUCCCCUCUCUUACCUAAUUUAUAACUUAUAUGAUGUACAUAGAUUUUGACAUGGUUCACAUAUGAUGUAUUUGAUAAUAAUUAUAAAGAAA
Molecule: messenger RNA, 4381 nt
Organism: Halichondria panicea
Lineage: Eukaryota; Metazoa; Porifera; Demospongiae; Suberitida; Halichondriidae
Product: nuclear pore complex protein Nup160-like
Exons: 36
Coding region: 87-4271 (1394 amino acids)
Cellular component (GO): nuclear pore
Molecular function (GO): structural constituent of nuclear pore
Source: RefSeq, a predicted model, not a curated record